AUGUUUGAACGCGGUUUUAGCACUAUUAAGGGUAACAUCAAACCACAGGAUAUCAUUCUUCAAGUGACGAAUGAUACUAAUAUACAACCCUACGUUACAAAUCCUCGAUUUACGCAACAGUAUGUUUAUGAGAUAAGUGAAGGAAAGCUAUACAAUAUCACACCAAUUCACAUUGACACAUUGCGCUUUGGAUUUGUGGGCUGCGAUCCAGUAAUAAAUGUCGCAGAAGAAAAUGGUUUUGAGUAUCUCGUCGGCUCAGAGCACAUGCUUGCUAAAUUGGUGGCCGAGGUGAUGCAUUCCAAAUUGGUAUUCAUGGAUUAUUCGAACAGUACACGUCCAGAGGUGAUUACUUUGGUGGAUAAUGAAGUAAUUGACUUUGUUGGUGGGUGCCUCUCUUACACAUACGAACGUCGAAAAAUGGUGGAAUUCACGCCAAACUUCUUUGAAGACGGAUAUAAAAUAUAUUUCAGUACUAUGGUUAUACCAAAACAUGGAUCUUUUCUGAUCUCGUUACCAUUCACUAAGAUGGUGUGGAUGUUAGUGUACCUGGUACCUACUGGAAUGGGUAUUUUACUAGUUGCAGCUUGUAAAUACUUUAAGAUCAGAGCAAAUUUUCGUUUCAAUAUGUUUUUGUUAACAUUAUAUGAACAGCCAAUCAAAGUGAGGAAAUUGCCCUCGUUCGUCAAGAUGACACUCGUAUUUUGGUUGUUUUGUGCAAUGAUUAUUACCAGCGCGUACAAGAGCAUACUAUCAUCAAUAUUGAUUGCACCCCAAUUGAACGAACCUCGCAAUAUUCUUGACGCGAUUGAUCGAGAUUACACAUUUUAUAUUCCACACAAUGAUCUCUCAUUUCCCAUUGAACACAUGAAUGCAUCGCUCAAUCAAAAAAUACGCGCGGUGGUUAAUCGAUGGCGAAGAAAACCGGAUGCAUGUGAAACAGUGAAUGUCACACUAUAUGGAAUGAACGCCGUCAUCAUGGAAGCAUUGAACGGGAGAUACACAUUUUGGAGUAAAUGUCAAAAAAAUUACACGCAUCAAGAAAGAGACAGCGUACGGGAAAGCAGUGAGUAUAUUUUCUUUAGUGGACAUACAUGGGCUCUCAAAUUUCACUCCAGAGUUAAUGAUCGCGUAAUACUUGCGUUAGAAGUAUUGAAGAGUCAUGGAUUCAUUCAAUAUUGGUAUCAUGUGUACAACAUGUCGCAAGUUGUGGCUGCGGCAAACUCGGUGAUUUCGCAUGAUCCGCAACCAUUGAAUAAGACCGUGUUUUACUCACAUUUUGUUAUCUUAUUUCUCGGAUUAAUAAGUGCGUUUAUUGUGUUUAUAAUAGAGAUUAUCAUACGGCGAAACAAAUACAUUCUACGGAUGUAUUAGUUAAUAUUAGUUAAUGAAAAACUCGCAAUUAUUUGAUCAAAUAGUAUCUUGUAAAUUACAUUUUCUAUAAAUAAAUAAAC
Dalotia coriaria is the source of this 1451-nucleotide messenger RNA. RefSeq lists its product as uncharacterized. The record is from RefSeq and is a predicted model, not a curated record. The transcript has 6 exons. Bases 1 to 1371 code for a protein of 456 amino acids. NCBI's taxonomy places the organism in Eukaryota, Metazoa, Arthropoda, Insecta, Coleoptera, Staphylinidae.